AUGGCAGAAGCGAAGAUGACUGCCGUAUAUACAUCGCCCGAGUAUAGUCGCCAUUUCUCAGCUAAGCUGCCACAGCUACCGGGCGAUGUGAAGGCGCAAAGCGUGAUUCAGAAGACAACAUAUCUCUCAGCUCUGCGCUCUGGCACUAUGCAGAUCCAGGCUGAUAUCAAUGCCUUUCUGACAGAGCGCAUGGAAGCGGACAAGCUACCACAGGGCGGAGGAACAGGCAAGGCACAAGAGGAGAAAGAAGAGGAGAUGUACGGCGAGGAGGAUCCAGAAGCAGAUGGAUGA
Recurvomyces mirabilis is the source of this 291-nucleotide messenger RNA. RefSeq lists its product as uncharacterized. Lineage: Eukaryota; Fungi; Ascomycota; Dothideomycetes; Mycosphaerellales; Teratosphaeriaceae. The record is from RefSeq and is a predicted model, not a curated record. Bases 1 to 291 code for a protein of 96 amino acids. The transcript has a single exon.